ACUACUCCUGUCUUCCAUAAGAGGAAGUCCAACAGAGCAAAGGAGAAGAAAGCCCGUCGUCUGGAGGAGAGGGCAGCUAUGGAUGCCGUCUGUGCCAAGGUGGAGGCAGCUAAUAAGCUCGACGACCCCCUGGCUGCCUUCCCAGCCUUCAAAAAGUACGACAGAAAUGGGCUGAACCUGCAGAUAGAGUGUAAGAGAGUGACCUCCCUCAACCCGCUGUCUGUGGAGUGGGCCUUCGAACUCACCAGAGCCAACAUGCAGACACUGUAUGAGCAGAGCGAGUGGGGGUGGAAAGAGAGGGAAAAGAGGGAGGAGAUGAACGACGAGAGGGCGUGGUACCUACUGGCCCGCGACGGCGACUCCGCCCCCGUGGCCUUCUCUCACUUCCGAUUCGACGUGGAGUGCGGGGAGGAGGUUUUAUAUUGCUAUGAGGUGCAGUUAGAGAGCAGAGUGCGGAGGAAAGGACUCGGCAAGUUCCUCAUCCAGAUACUACAGCUCAUCGCUAACAGUACGCAGAUGAAGAAAGUGAUGUUGACAGUUUUCAAACACAACCACGGGGCUUACCAGUUCUUCAGAGAAGCUUUACAGUUUGAGAUCGAUGACACCUCGCCAAGCAUGUCCGGUUGCUGCGGCGACGACUGCUCUUACGAGAUCCUCAGCCGGCGGACCAAACACGGCGAGGCCUCGGCGGGACACACCCACGGGGGCGGGCACUGCGGGGGCUGCUGCCACUGAUCCGCUUCAGCUACAGCUUUUACGAUUUGGUUUAAAAGCCAGCAACUUUCAUGGCUGUGUGUGAAAGCUUGAGCUGCCUGCUACACUGCAAGCGUUUUGAGUUUGAACGGCUGUAGAUGAACCGAUGGUGGAAUACCUGGCUACAGAUAUUGAUGUCGCGUUAUGGAUUGAGAUUUACGUGUUUGUUUUUUUUGUGUAUUCCUGCUACAAAAAGCAGUAAGCAGUGUGAGCUUUCACACAUAGCUCCUGUUUUUUUUUUUUUUGUUUUUUUUCUUUCCUACUUCUUGGUCCAAUGUCCAGCCUCAUCUUUCCUCAUUCUCUUAUCCCAGUUAAUGAUGACAAUUAGUGAUUCCCAGUCAAGAACAAGCUAAAGCAUUGCUGACAUCCUCUACCACUGCAAUGAACCUCAUCCCAUCCCGCCUCUCAUCUCCUAACCUGCUGUACUGUAUUGAAUCAUUCUGCAGCGCUUCUCAAACUUUUGCUUGGGACCUCAAAUUGGUUGCUGGCCUAAGGCUGUAUUAUAGAAACUUACUACCUCAAGUGACGAUUGCUUAAGCUUACGAUAGGAUUUAGUGGUAAAUAUUGAUAAAUCAUGCCCUCACUCAAAUGACCACAUAAACUAAACUGAUAGGAUUUUUACGAGUUAGUCAGUUCUUGUGAUACAGCCCCUGGUUUCUUUGGGAUUUGAGACUAACUAGCUGGUUUCGCUGGUCCCAGGAUUAGGCUGAAUGUACUCACAUUUGGGUCCCAGAAGGAGCAGUCUGAGAAGGCUUGCUGUACUCUAAUACCACCUUUUAUGUUGCAAGUUAUAUGCACAUAUGGCUUGUAAGUUAUUUUUUUUGUAACAAUAGCACUGCAGCUAGCAGCAACUGCACUGUUUUGAACCACAUCUGUCCGUUAUACUACUGUUGACAAGGUUACAGUACAAUAUUAGCACUACCCAUCUUCUCUGCUCUGGUCACAGCUAAAUGUAUAGACAUCUCCCCUGCCUUUAAUUUAAAAAAAAAAAAAGUUUUAUUUCUCAUAAUCUGUUGCUGUAAACCUGCAUCCAGCACAAAAAAUAAUGCCAGGGCGACCCUCUCUGGCUCAUUCAGAUGUUCAACUUUAACCAUCAGCUAUAUUUCUUCAUCAGAGGUCCAAAUCAUGAACUGAAACUCGGGUUUCCUGCUUCACUGAAGACAUGGAGUUCUUUUAGUUCAUGAGGUCAUUCACUUUCAUUUUCACACUUUCUUCCCACAAUAUUUCUCUCGUUUCUAAGCUCUCCGAUACAAAUGGGCGAUUCACUUGCCUAUAAUGUGUUUUCCCAUGCUUCACUUCUGUAAAAUCCCAUCCUCCUUUCUCCUGUUGGUGCCUCCGUUCUCCCUCUAUGUCCCAAAGGUGCUGAACGAUGACUGCAGAUCUGUUGUGCUCGUCUUUAGUCACCUAGUACAAUUGCAUUACUCCGUCUUGCCUCAUCGUUCACUGCGUUUCCUUCGCUUCGCUGUAUUUUAAAAAAAAAAAAAAAUACUAAAACCAUCCUCCAUCCCUUCUCUUACAUAUUCUGUUAGCAUGGGCAAAUCAUAUUGAUUUAACAUGGAUGAGGAUUGGUAGAAGUCACCGCUUCAUUAUGUGGCCGUUUGAAGCUGAUGAAUGCUGUUAACUUGGAGGAAGGAACAUUGGAUGGAUGGAUGGAUAGAUGGAUGGAUGAUAAAAGUAAUUGCAGAGCACUGAAGGUGUUUUUUUUUUUUAUGGUUGUUGUUCCUCCUCCUCCUUCUCCUCAGUCGUCAACUGUUUUCCCAGCCCACUGUCAUUAGUUUGCAUGACAAGAUAAUUUUUUUUAACAAAACUCGUAGUCUAAAUCAGGAUUACACAACAGCAGUGCUGCUUCUGAGCUUAAGCAUCAGUGUUUGAACACGUGUGUAAAAUCUUCAUGUGGGUCUGAUGGCAUUACUUUAAUAUUUCAUACAAAUCUCCCAUGAACAGCAGUGCAUGUUAGAAGUAUGUAAAAGGGAGAGUUGUGCGACAUUUAAAGUUAAUGUUGAGGUUUCCUUUAAAGCAUCUUGGCACGAAGUCGGUGCUGUGAGAUUUGGGUAAAGUUGAACUGUGCGUCCGCUGCCGAGAUGUUUGUAGGAGUUCCACGUAGGGUUUUAGAUGUCACAUUACUAGUCAACCUAGAAAGCCUGCUGUAACCACCUCGAUCUUGUUGAUUCCAUGUCUGUUUUGUACAAAACCUUCAGGGUAUUUUUGGACCGUUUCAAGUGCGAGUCAGCCGGGUUAGAAGCACUAUCUAGAAACCACCAUAAAACCCUUUAAUUCCAGGACUGUAGUCAGUUUGUACAGAUUGUACUUGUGGGCUGGAGGAGUAGAAAGUCAUUACUUUACACUACUGUGGAUGUAAAGAUUGCUCUAGUGUGGCUGUGAGGGGCUUCAAUUUGUAUGUUUGUUUGUUUUUUCAUAUCAAGGCUCAACUUGAGAUUUCAUACAGAUUAAUACCUGGUCAAAAUAUGUGAAACGGGGAGACUGAAAUGUUAAGACACGUUCUUAGAAACUCCUAAAUACCGAAAUAAUCUGUGUUACACAAGAACAAAAUGUUAUUUAUCACCAAAAAAGAAAAACCCUUUGGAUGACCAAGCCCAGAUCCUGGGUUGAAAGUUUCUUGUUUCCUGACUGGGUUGAGACAAAAAAAAUAAAAAUUCAGCAUCUGGAGACGCAAGUUUGAUCAUGAACAAAAACAAUUAAACAACAUAUUGCUUGUUUUAGUGCUAGAAUACCUUCUGAUACGUACAGUAAAUCAUUUUUUGUACUGCAUAGGUUACAAUAAAAAGAGGAUGUACAUAAUGGUAGUAUAUCAACCGACUGACAGUCUCUCUCUCAGGUUAAUCAAACGUAAUCGAACCUCAUCAAUUUCAUUUCAACAGCCAUGUUGUCAGGUAGCUGUUUGCUGGAUUGGAUUGGCCACAGCUCUGACCUAGAGUCAGUUUUGGUUUGCGUGUCAUGCCGUAUUAUUUAAAGAAAGUGAAUUGGAGAACCGUAUCUAAAAUUUUACUUUUAACACAACUAGGAAAGUGAUUUUAUUUUUUAUGAUAUGUUUCAGUAAAAGCAAAAGCACCCAAACUGCUCUGCCUUGGAAGUGUGAAAAUGCAUGAAAAUUAAAGACACCGUAUGUACUGACCCUAGAUCAGCGCUCAGUUGUUACAUUCAAUCCAGAUGGGUGGGCUGUCUUUAAAAAAAGGCUCACUGGAAGUCAAAAAGCUUUUGUGAAAAUAUCUUGAGUUUGAAAAUGAGCCUAAACUUAACCAGUUUAUUUUAAGUACUAUUAUUUUUUUUUUAAAUGGUUACAUACCCUCACAAAAUCACAGAUCCUUCUCUUGGUCUUUUCUCUGUGUGUUUGUGUAUGUGUGUGUAUAUAUAUAUAUAUAUAUA
Molecule: messenger RNA, 4137 nt
Organism: Morone saxatilis (striped sea-bass)
Lineage: Eukaryota; Metazoa; Chordata; Actinopteri; Moronidae
Gene: naa40
Product: N-alpha-acetyltransferase 40, NatD catalytic subunit
Exons: 8
Coding region: 79-735 (218 amino acids)
Cellular component (GO): nucleus
Molecular function (GO): histone H4 acetyltransferase activity; histone H2A acetyltransferase activity; protein N-terminal-serine acetyltransferase activity
Source: RefSeq, a predicted model, not a curated record